Molecule: messenger RNA, 4658 nt
Organism: Bactrocera tryoni
Lineage: Eukaryota; Metazoa; Arthropoda; Insecta; Diptera; Tephritidae
Gene: CrebB
Product: cyclic AMP response element-binding protein B
Exons: 6
Coding region: 565-1467 (300 amino acids)
Biological process (GO): regulation of transcription by RNA polymerase II
Cellular component (GO): nucleus; transcription regulator complex
Molecular function (GO): DNA-binding transcription factor activity, RNA polymerase II-specific; protein binding; RNA polymerase II cis-regulatory region sequence-specific DNA binding
Source: RefSeq, a predicted model, not a curated record
ACUCGUAUGCAAAAUCAACGAAACAAAAACAAAAAGCAAAAAUAUACUAUCCUAUGUCAUUUUUCGCCGAACAACAUCGACCUAAUAGAGCGAAUGUGUCAACGCGAAUGUGCAAACCCGAUAAAUAUGGUUUAUUCGUUCUUGCCUGUGGUAGAUGAAGGCAGAUUUUAGAGUUUGUUUACAAUUUCGUGGGCACAGUGUAAUUUGUACAACAACGAUAACAAAAGCAAGAAAAAGCAGGCACAUCACAAGCACCAAUAACAAUAAACUCAAAUCUUAUUUUGAAUGGAAUAACAAAAUAUCAUACAUAUUUCGAUCGGCUUGCCGCUUGUGAAACCAUAAAACUCUUACUAAGCUUUGAAUAUUAACAACAAACCAAAACAAAGAAACUUUAAUUAGCACCAAAGGUCGAUAUUAGUCAGUAGCAACCAAAAAUUAUUUUGCUUUUCGUAGUAGCAUAUUGACUACGAUUUUGCAUCUUUCUGGGUUGCUCUUAUAAAGAAAAAAAUUGUCAAACUGAAGCAGUUGUCGCAAGACGUGACGGUGCUGUUAAAAAUUAAAAAAAUGGACAGCAUCGGUGAGGAGAACGGCAACUCGAACAAUAUUGAGGAAGGUCACAAUUUGACGACUACCUCAACGCACCAAAGUAAUAACUCAACGGCCGGCAAUAGUGUAGCAACAUCAGCCGCCGGUAGUGGAGCUACUGUAUUGACCACAACAGCGAGUGUACAAUACCCCUUAGCAGCACCGGUGCACAGUUUACAGCAAAUGCAGUCUGUCAUUCAGGCAGCCAAUCAGUCGUCAGUCAUUCAAACAGCCGCCACAAAUGCUGUGACCGCGGCGACGGCAGGAACGAUAGGUGUACCCAAGGGUGGGGUAUUAUAUGUGAAUAAGCCACCUAGUACAACGGUAAUACACACAACAUCAGGCAGUGGUGUACAGCUCCCUCCACAUUUUCAAUGUAAAAUCAAACCCGAACCAAAUACACAACACCUCGACACUAAUAGUGAAGAUAGUCUCACUGACGAGGACUCACCGCAGCGACGAAUAGAGCUCACAAGAAGGCCAUCGUACAAUAAAAUUUUCACCGAAAUUAGUGGACCUGAUAUAACAGGUGGAGCGACUUUGCAAAUGUCAGAGACUGGUGGACUACACACGUUGUCGAGCACGGGGGGCGGUACAAGCGGCACCCUAAUACAAAUGCCGCCGGACAAUGCGGCAGCAUUUUACAUACCUCAUAGGAUUCCAUACAAUACUAAUAAUAGUGGCAUAGCUGAGGAUCAGACGCGCAAGCGCGAGAUACGAUUACAAAAAAAUCGGGAGGCGGCACGUGAAUGUCGGCGUAAAAAGAAGGAAUAUAUAAAGUGCCUGGAAAAUCGUGUGGCGGUGCUUGAGAAUCAAAACAAAGCGCUCAUUGAAGAAUUGAAAUCACUCAAGGAGCUCUAUUGUCAAACAAAGAUCGAUUGAGACAGGCAGGAUGAUGACGACGAUGCGGUUGGGACGGAAGUGGUGGCUACGGAUAACUAUGAAAACGAUGGCGACAAUGUCGUAGAUACUGCAGUUGCAGAUAAUGCUGUCGUAUCAAAUGUAGAUUUCGCCGCUACAAGUACAAAUUGUGAAAAUGCUGCUGCAAGUGUAGUUUUUAAUAGCAAUGCGUUAAGUGAAACGGAUUCACUUACAGCUGAUAACACAUUACAACAACAUGGUGAUGAUAGUGAUAAUGGCAACCGUUGUAAGGACGAUCCUACGGUUGAAUGUGUUGCAGCUGAGCCAAAGGAUUUUCAAGUGAACAAUCGCUUGCAAGUGUUACAUGUAGGGAAAGCAGUGCCAUCUGUAGCAGCAACAGCAGCAGCAACAACAACUACAACAACCAUUGUGCGCCGCAUUGUAGUUGCAAAUAUGAAUGCUGUUGCCGCCGCUGCCGUCAAAGCCACCGCCGCUAACGUUGUUUUUGUGCCCGCCAGACCUCCCACAAAUUGUUAACCUGAUACGGCGAAGAAUUAGUAGUACUCUGCACUAAUUUUUCGACUCAACAAAUUUUUUGAAGAAAAGCAAAAAAAAAAAAAAACACACCCACACACAACAAAACAUAUGCAAGGAAAGUGAGAAGAGAAUAAAGAAUUUUUUUGUAAAAAUUUUUAUCUUAAUAUUUAAAAUGAGAUGAGAUAUGUGAAAUAAGUGAUGCAUUUUAAUAGUGUAAAUGCAAUUCUAUUAUGUUAUGAUAACAUAAAGCAAUGGUAAUUGUAUGCCACAGUCAAAGUGCGACGAUGACCUGAUGACGGUAGACGGACCGACUAGAAGUUGGUUAAUACAUAUAUAUUUUUUUAAAUAAUAAUGCAGUAAGUGAAUGCAAAAUUAAUUUGUAACAAAUUUUAAUUUUAACUACAAUUUUAAAUAGAAAUGAAAUUUGUUUCUAAGUUUGUAUAUGCUGAUGUUUAACAAAAGUAAGUGAAAUAACGAAGAAUGCUUUUGAUACCGUGGCUCUGUAGAAAAUGUUAAUGAAAUGCAAAUACUUUAAUAUAAAAUUCAUUAAAGAAAAACUAGCCCAUUUAAACACAGAAGAAAUUGUGAGGAUAAUAUAUAAAAAAUAAAAUGAUUAUUGAAUAAAAGAAUUGUAAAUUAUGUUUAAAUUGUAAUUAAUUCAUUGUAUUGUGUAUUUCUCUGUUAUGUAUAUGUACUUGUGACAAAUGAGUAAAGGUUAGAAGUAAUUUGUAUACAAUGCAGGACAGUUUAUUCGAGCCAUCGCCAGCAGUCUUGGCAAAAUCGUGGCAGCUAGUCGCCCGAUUUUCCAACGUGUAUGUGUUUUAGUUUAAUUGAAUUUGUUGCUUAAGUGGCACAUAUCAUAUUUUGUUGCCAACAAGAUUUCUUAUGCUUAAUUGUAUUUUAAUUUUUUAUUGUACAUUAUACUUAAUUAUGAAGCUCUUUGUUAUUAUCAUCUUUGAUUUAAUUAAUUUAAAUAAAAAAGAAAACAAUGUAAAAAAGGUUUAGAACGGAGUUAAAUGAAAAUUUAAACAAAAAACUACAAAAUAUGCAUAUGCUGGUUUGUUUGAUUGUAUAUAUGUAUGUAUGUAUAUGUAUGCGUGCGACUGUGGAUAUAUUUACAAACGAUAAAAUGAGGGGUCGAAAUUAAGAGAUUUUGAAAUUACAAAUGGUUGGCAUUGAAAAUAGAAUCUCACUUGCAUUUGAGCUAUAAUAUUUGAUUGUGCUCAUAUCAAAUUAAUUGUAUAGUUAAUGGCUAGCAAUGUUUAACCUUUCUAUUUUUUACAUACAUACAUAUGUUAGCAGAUAUUUUUUUUUUGCAAACGCCCUUGCAGUUACAGUUUUUGCCUUAAAAAGGAUGUAACGUAAAUAAAAGUUCUCUACUUUCAGUUUAAAACGUGGCUAUAUUACAAAACAAAACAAAAUAGCACAUCUUUAAGAAAACGAAAUUCAUUCCUUUUCAAGUUAUGCACCAAAUGUAAUGUAUGCAUACAGCACACCAUGCCGUAUGAGCAACACAGCAUACAUAGAUCACUUGCAUCAAGUAUUACUAAGAAUACUUGAUAAAUAACUUUGAGGUAGUAUAACUUUUAAAGUUUUCAUUAGAACAUCACUUUUUUGAAGUUUACUUUUUUUAAUACAAAAUAUAAAAAUCUCCCAUGGUUUUUACAUGGAAGAUAAAUAUGAUUUAGACGGGUUAAUUGAAAAUAAAGAGCUUUUUACAUUGUAUUCUUUCGUAAGAGCAAUAACUUCAAGGGGGUUUGCAAAAAAAUUAUAAAUUUGAAAAUAACCGACACCCUAAUAUACAAAGAUGAGUCAUAUUCCGAUUCCCUUUUACUUUAUAUUACGCUUAGUUAUUACAAAUUUCGAAUAUUUAGCCCUUGGAAAUCCGAAAUAUUCUUUGUAUAAAAUGAUAACCUACCGUGGCUUUGUUAUGGAGUAUGACCAUAAAAAUAUAUAAAAUAUCUUUUUAAUCCUAUCUUAAUUUACCUGAUUUUUGCAAUUCAAUAUACAUUAAUUUUGUAGAUACGGUUGAAGUUUGCAUAUUUUUGAGAUUCGAGUAAUGAAAAUGUAAGAUUUUUGGAGUGCUGCUACAAUUUCCAACAACAUAAAAAGUGGUAUUUACACUUAAAUAUCGGUUCACUUGUGAACUCUAUUUCACUCUUAACGAAUUUCUUUAUUAUAAAUUUGAUGUGCACAUCUUUAGGCUAGAUAAAUGUGAUUCAAUUUACAUAACUAAAUUUUUUGGAUGGAAAUAUAAAAUUAUAGUUUGGUGGGUUUGAAGUAAUCACUAUUUGGUAGAAAAUGUGUUUAAGAAGCGUGGUGCGGCUGAUAUUUUAAUUUAAGGCUUAUGAUUGCUACAUACAUUCAUUAAUGUAUAAUGAAUAUAGAAACAUUUAAGGGAAGGAAAAAUCUGAGCGAAGUGCAAGUAUUAGCACUUAAAUCUCAUGUAUAUAUUAUAAGUACGUAUGUAUGUACAUCUACACAAAAGUUAUGCGCGAUAAGCGUUAAUCACAGGGCAAAGUAACUUUUUUGAUUGCAAUUAAGCAAAACAAUUUACUCAAUGAGUAACCUUUAUAAGAAUAACUCAACGCUUAAUAAGCAUGAAUUCAAAUUUAAAAACUUGGUAAUUGUAUUGCUAAAACUUAGUAUAACCAUAAAAAAAAAAAACAAAUAAC